Messenger RNA from Teleopsis dalmanni, 964 nucleotides. RefSeq names its product proton-coupled folate transporter-like. The record is from RefSeq and is a predicted model, not a curated record. Gene Ontology annotation, cellular component: membrane. Gene Ontology annotation, biological process: transmembrane transport. The transcript is spliced from 5 exons. The annotation marks the transcript as partial. Lineage: Eukaryota; Metazoa; Arthropoda; Insecta; Diptera; Diopsidae. Gene Ontology annotation, molecular function: transmembrane transporter activity.
UUUAGUUCAGUUAUAGUAAGUGUUUCAUUCGUUUUAAUAUAUCGAGCGCUAAGUUUAUUUAAAAAUGUUUGAUAGUCCCAACGAACGUACGACUCUAAUAGCAAAAAAUUCAACAAAAGAUUUAGAAGAAAGUGAUUUCGAAGAAACUGAUACAGAUGACCAACAUAGUAAUACCUCCUCCAAUUCAAAUGCUAAUGGAGAUGCACAUAGUGAUUCAGAAGUGGAAGAUUCUACAGAAGAGGUUCAUACAUUUAGAUGGAGCCGUUUAAAGUUUUACUUGAUAGAGCCAAUGGUAUUAAUAUUGCUGUUUGCAUAUAAUUUGUCAUCGACAAUUUUAAAAAACCAAAUUAUUUAUCAGACAUGCACAGCUGUAUUUUUAUAUAAUGAUACCGAUUGCAAACUGCUUUCAACCAAAAAUGCAAGUGAACAUACAAAGCAAAUUGAAACAAUUGUUCAACCAUACGCUGCACGAGUAUUUAUGACAACAACUAUUAUAGAAUGUAUUGUGCCAGCUUUAUGUGGUUCUUUCAUAGGAUCAUGGUCCGAUCGUUUUGGUCGAAAACCUUUACUGGUAACUGCAUUCACAGGGUAUACUCUGUAUUAUGCGGUGAUAGCAAUUGUUUGUUAUAUAUCAACAAUGUCGUUACUUAGCCCUUGGUAUUAUCUAUUAGCAGUUUUGCCGCAUUCAAUUUUAGGAGGUAGUGUAACUUACAAUGUUGCGGCAAUUUGUUUCAUUUCUGACGUUUCCACAGCGGAAGAAAGGCCCUAUCGUAUGACAAUAUAUGAAGCUGCUAUAUAUAUUGGACUAAUGUUGGGCUCUUUUACUGCCGGAUUUUUAUAUGAAGCAACUAAUGCAACUAUUGUUUUUACAGUAUCGGCUAGCUCCAUUGCUUUUGCUACUGUAAUUCUCCUGAUCUUUCUACCAGAGAGUUUAAACUUGCGCCAAGCGCAGCCUAUAGUUGAA